Molecule: messenger RNA, 2946 nt
Organism: Haplochromis burtoni (Burton's mouthbrooder)
Lineage: Eukaryota; Metazoa; Chordata; Actinopteri; Cichliformes; Cichlidae
Product: protein mono-ADP-ribosyltransferase PARP9
Exons: 9
Coding region: 169-2499 (776 amino acids)
Biological process (GO): negative regulation of gene expression; positive regulation of type II interferon-mediated signaling pathway
Cellular component (GO): cytoplasm; nucleus
Molecular function (GO): transcription corepressor activity; ubiquitin-like protein ligase binding
Source: RefSeq, a predicted model, not a curated record
AAACACCUUUUUACACUUGGCUGCAGUCCACGGAGGCAGUUUGGAGACGUCCGCGCCCUCUUUUCAUUCUUUCGCUUUCUCCUUCACUUCGGUACUUUCCAGCUGAAAGUGUGCGACGUGACGAUAUAACAGCAAUUUACCGUAUUUUACUAGAUCUCUUCAGGAACCAUGGCUCUUAAAUCACAUAUUCCUCUUCAUGGAUUUAACCUCAACAUUGUGAAACAAUGUGGACCUGCUCUGAGUGAUAUCAUUGAUAUCAAAUAUCAAUGUGUGGCCACCUUCGAAGGUGUGGAUUUUGACAGUGAUAUAAGUUUUGGACAGCAGAAAAAACAGACCGUUGCACCAAAGAAGAGGUUUUCUGUCAAGCUGCCUUCAGGUGUUACAGUGUCUGUGUGGAAGGCUGAUCUCACCAAUUUCAAAGUGGAUGCUGUUGUCAAUGCUGCAAACUCUUUUCUUCAGCAUGGUGCUGGCCUUGCUCAAGCCCUAUGUGAAGCUGGUGGUCCUCAAAUCCAAAUGGAGAGUGACAAUUACACUAAAAAAUAUGGUUCCUUACCAACAGGAGAAGCAAUUGUCACUAAUGCUGGGUCGCUGCCAUGCAAGAAGAUUAUUCAUGCUGUAGGUCCACAACUGCCAUAUAACCCUGGUGGUUUUGAAGUUUCACGUGCUGAACCUCUGUUGGAGAGAGCUAUCAUGAACAUUCUUCACAGUCUUCAGGAACAUCAUCUGCACACUGUUGCCAUUCCUGCUAUAAGCUCUGGGUUGUUUAACUACCCCUUGCCAAAAUGUGCAAACACCAUUGUAUUAACUGUUAAAAGAUACUGCGAAUACCUUUCUCGAGGAAGCUCUCUUGAGGAGAUCAUUUUUGUGAACAACGAUGAGCCAACAGUCAGAGAAAUGGAGAGAGCCUGCUGUCAGUUCCUAGCUCCGAAGCAAUACAACCAAUAUAACCAGCACAUGUCAAACAGCCAGGCAACAGGAAGCAACAGCAGAAGUGCUGCCAAAGCGUCGAGUGUUACCAUCCUGAUUGGAAAUGUCAAUCUGACAUUGAAGAAGGAUAACAUUGAGGAUCAGAGGACUGAUGUGAUUGUAAAUACAACAUCACCAGAACGAGAUUUAAGUGUGGGUAAAAUCUCUUCUGCUUUGCUGAAGAAAGCCGGAUUUGGAAUUCAAGACGAAAUCAAAAAGGCCUUUCCAAUAAAUCAUAUCUUCAUCACAAACCCCUACAAGCUGGCUUGUAAAGAGGUGUUUCACACUUUUUGCAAGGAAAAGGGGAAAAGAGGAUCAAGCCAGGUCCUUUCCGACUCGGUAUUGGGCUGCUUAUGGAUGGCAGCUUCAAGAAAGCACAAGUCAAUUGCCUUUCCUGCAAUUGGCACAGGAGCCCUCGGGUUCACUAAAGAAGAAGCAGCACAGCUCAUGUGCGACGCAUUGGCCAACUUCGCCCAAAACUUUCCAGAGAAGAUGGAAGUUUACUUUGUCAUAUUUCCUGCUGACAAUGACACAUUUCAGGUUUUUAAGGACAAAAUUAAUUAUCUCCAGCACAAUGCCUCUCAAUCCAACUUUACACAAGAAUAUGACAACAAACAAGACGCUCAUUUCAAAAGAGCAUCUUCUCCACAGAUCAGCCUGUGUGGCCCAUCUGAAGAAUCAAUACAUGAGGCUAAAAAAUGGCUCACUGACCUCUUUACAUCUUCUGGCACCAUUGAUAUUUGCAACAACUUCAUCCAGCACCUCAGUGAGAAGCAAUACCUGCAGCUCUCUCGUCUAACCAGAAACGGUGUUAAGUUCGAAGAGUUUCUGACGAAUGGUCACGCCUGCCUAACACUAAAUGGGGAUUUAGUUGAGGAUGUUGUAGUUGCUGCAUUACAGGUGGAGGCCAUGCUCUGCACUGUCCAGAUGGAGUUUGUCAAAGAGGAGGAGACAGAAAUGUGCCUGUUAGCUAAUGAAGCAUCUCUUGAAAAAGAAAGAAAGACAAGAACAGUUGAUGACUCAAGUCCAGAGUUCACAGACAGAUUCUCUGCCUUCAAACAUGAGGGGCUGAUAAUAUUAAAGGUGGACAAAGUGGAGAACCAAAUAUUGAAGGUGCUGUUUGACUUCAAGAAAAAACAGUUGGGGUGCUCCUCGUCUCAGAAAAUGUUUCAGCAGAUACCUGCACAGUUCUGUCAGAUGGUUAGCCAAAUUGGUUUCCAUGCAGAGUGUGCACCACCUGAAGACCCAGAAUAUGGACAAGGUAUCUACUUUGCUAGGACAGUGAAGAAGGCCAUGGACAUUUGGAUGUGGAAAAAUGAUCAGUAUCUGUACUUUGUGGAGGCUGAUGUGCUGACAGGGGAGUCCACCAAGGGUCAGCGAGGUCUCAUUCUGCCACCUGCUAAAGGAACAGAUCCGAAAGUUAGGUAUGACAGUGUGAGUGGAGGGUCUGACAUCUCUGUCAUAUUUAGCAGUUAUCAAGCCCUGCCCAGGUACAUCAUCACCUGUAAGAAAAAGUAUACCGAAAUGGUCUAAAGGGUAUCUUUAAUGAGCAUAUUUACUAUUAGAAAGAAAUAACUGUUUGUAUCAGUCAUAGACUCAAUAUAAUGGAUAUUAGUAGCAAAAUAUGAAGGAAUGACUGGGCUUAUUUUUCUCAUAAUGUAUUGCUGAAUAAUAGCAGCAGCAAGUUAUCAAAAUCUAUUUUAUCACCGCACUGCUGCAAGGAGUAGAACCAAUCACAUGUUUAUCAAUCAAGAUUGUAGUUUUUAGAUUGAAAGGGUUCAUUUGUUUAGUGGCAUCUUGUGACUUCAUAAAUUUAGACAUGAUUAUAACAGCAAAUGCCACAAUAAAUAUGAAAAGACUUUAUUCUAGCUUUGCUUGUCCAUAAAAUAAUGGUGGUGGUGAACUCCAUGAUGAAUGGGAGAAUGAGUCAUAAUGGACAUGAGUAGUUACAGUUUUCCUGUGUUGAUGUCAAAAUAAAAU